Striga hermonthica is the source of this 2037-nucleotide messenger RNA. The record is from the annotation of a GenBank genome assembly. NCBI's taxonomy places the organism in Eukaryota, Viridiplantae, Streptophyta, Magnoliopsida, Lamiales, Orobanchaceae.
AUGCAGCCAAGUCUGACUGCUAAUACUGAUAAUCCUCUAUCAGUGAUUGAAGACAUUUCCCUGCAGCCUAACCAGACUGCCAAGGAUGAUAGUCCAGCCUUUGUCAAUAGUGGUGAUGCUGUGGAAGCUGUCCAUGAGAACAAUGAGAUCGUUGCAGGGAAAGGGAAGGCCUUAGCUGAUGAUGAGAACCAAAAAAGCAAGGCCAAAUGGUGGAAAAGAAUACCUCAGAAAAGUACCAUGGAGAAAUCCAGUAAUCACUCUCAUAAUCCUGAGGACACUCAAACCAGGAAAAGAGCUCUAGUAGACAGCAUGGAGGGUGUUGAAGCAAGUGGCAACAUUGGUAUUCCUGAGAAGUUGGAGAAUAGCACUAAAAGUGUAGAAUGGGUUGGGGAGCUUCUUACUGAUGAUAGUUGUGAGUGGAAUGAGGAGCUGCUAACUGAUUUGUUCAACGAAGAUGACCUGAAGCUGAUUAGAGAGAUUAAGCUGACUCCUGAAGCUAGUGAUAAGUGGGUGUGGAUGUUUGAUGAAAAGGGAUUAUUCUCAGUUGCUGCUUAUGCAUGGCGUCGCAAGCUCAUAAUGUCUGGAGGAGAAUCAGGGAGGCCCUUCGAGUAUACGCCUACAUGGGUCAUCGCCAUUGUUUGUUUUAUCAUCGUUUUCAUCUCACUUGUUGCCGAGCGCGCUCUUCAUAAUCUCGGGAAGUACUUUAAGAGGAAGAACCAGGAUGCUCUAUAUAAUGCACUGGAAAAAGUAAAGGAAGAGCUGAUGCUUUUGGGAUUUAUCUCCCUUCUCAUGACGGUCUUUCAAGGUCUCAUAAGUCGCCUUUGCAUUCCCGAGCAUCUCGAGAAUAUCAUGCUCCCGUGCAAAAUGCCAGCUGCUCAUCAUGAAUCUGACAUGAAUACUGUUAGAAGGCUUUUAGCUGAAGAAGUUUCACAACGAUGUUCAGAGGGAGAAGUCCCAUUUCUAUCUCUAGAAGCAUUGCAUCAGCUGCACAUGUUCAUAUUUGUCUUGGCCGUUGUGUAUGUGUUCUUUUGUGCCUCAACCAUGGUUCUUGGAGGCAUCAAGAUAAGUCAAUGGAGACAUUGGGAGAACUCGAUUAUGAAUGAAUCAUCAAGACAUCAUAGAGUACAUGUUCCACAUGCGCAUCUACAAGAGUUCACAGCACGAACAGGCAACUAUUGGAGAAAAUUCCGAGUCGUGAGUUGGAUAGCGGCAUUUUUCAAGCAAUUUUAUGGAUCAGUGACUAGGUCUGACUAUAUAGCCCUACGUUCUGGAUUCAUACGUGAACAUUGCCCGAGCAACCCAAACUACAAUUUCCACAGGUAUUUGCUGAGGACACUGGAGGAAGAUUUCAGAAGGAUUAUAGGUGUAAGCUGGUACUUGUGGCUGUUUGUUGUACUCUUCUUGCUUGUAAACAUCGCAGGGUGGCAUACAUACUUUUGGCUAUCAUUCUUACCUCUAAUACUGCUGCUAAUUGUUGGAGCUAAAUUAGAGCAUAUAAUAACUCAACUAGCCAAAGAUGCUCAAGAAAGAGCAGGGGGUGCUGAAGGAACACUGGUUAGGCCCUCUGAUGAACUUUUUUGGUUCCAAAAGCCGGUUCUCGUCCUAUACUUGAUUCACUUCAUCUUAUUCCAAAACUCGUUCGAGAUAGCAUUCUUCUUGUGGAUUUGGAGCACGUAUGGCUUUGAAUCUUGCAUCAUGGAGGAGUUGAAUUUCAUCAUCCCAAGAAUUGUCAUUGGGAUUAUUGUGCAAGUCCUCUGCAGUUACAGCACUCUGCCUCUAUAUGCUUUAGUUUCACAGAUGGGGAGCAUGUUCAAAGAAACUUUGUUCGCGCAAUUCACCAAAGACCUGCUUCUGACAUGGGUUUCAGACACAAAGCACGGUUCUUCCAGAACUGAUGGAAGUAUAAAUAGACUGACAUUUGAAUCAACUAAUUCCACUUGCCUCGCUCAACAAAUGGCUAUGGACAGUGCAACUACAUCAUCUGAGAUCGAACUUUCCAGUCCAGAAAAUAUUAGUACUUCAACAAGUACUAAAUAA